UAUUCUGAUCUUGACUUUCAAGCGCCUGUGCGAUCAAUUGACAUUGACAACGAACUUGGAAACUGAUUUUGGACGCUUUCUCUUGCAAUAUGACAGCCCUAAGUAUGGGCGCUUUUGGCGCCUAUCGAUUACAGUACAGUAAAUAUUUAAAAGAACAAGACGAGAGGGCGAGGAAAGAAAGUGAAGAUCCAGAAACUGUGUGGGUAACAAAACGUUAUAUUCCAACAGAUUUACGGACAACUGCACCAGUCCCUAGACACAAGUUAUUAGCUCCAAAAGAACUUCCAUUUCCAGACCGGCACUGGGUUCCCCCUACAGAUCCACCACUUAGAGGUUUUGAACGGAAAACGCUUCCAGUCAUUUUUAGAUCUCAUCCAAGUACAAGAUCUGAACAAUAUUCAACACUUCGACAAAUGUUGCCAUCAAAGGGAAGUUAUGGUACAUUUCCACCUCCUCGCUGGGGAACUGGAUGUGGUGUUCCAGUGGUGUAUGAAGAGCGUCCUCAAAAGAGAUUUCCAAUCAUAAAUAGUCCAAUGACAAUGUACGUAGAUGAGAUGCAUACAACCAACAAAUUGUUCAAGUUGCAUUAGAAAAGGAGAAGAAUUCUUACUCGAAAACAAAAAUGGGAAUUUAAAUGAUGGCUUCGUUAUCAUAUAGUUAUCUUCCAUGACUGAACCAAACUUUAUCGUUUUCCUUAUGCAAUCAUGAAAAGUUACUAUUUUAUUCCAUACCAGUAUUCAUUGUGUGCUAGAAGAUCUCUUGUAAUUAUGAAACCAUUCAGUAUUAUGUCAUGAAAUAUUGUUAUUAUUGUUAAUAAUUGUUUGUUACAUGUCUUUCUUGAUAGAUAUAUUUUUGAUAGAUGUUUUAUCACAUUUUAUAGAUACACUGCGUUUGAAAAUCCCAUUGCUUUCUUUAUGUUUUUUACUACAAUUUAAAUAGAGUGAAAUACCGUAAAUCGUUCUUUUGAUUAAUUUACAUGUAUGACAAGGCCAAUUGAUAGAUGGUCCCAAUGAAAGUAUGUACAAUAGAAACUCUGUUCCUUACAAUUGAAACUUGUCAAAUUUUAACCAUGACAACAGACGAGAGAAAGUGCGACUAUUUGUGCAUUACAGAAAAUGAAAUCUCAAUGGUGUUUUUAGGCAUGGUGUAAGUGUUUUUCACAGUAUUACUAUAUAUUCAUUAGUCACUUCAGUAUUAGUGUAAACAGUAUUUAAAGUCUUGCUCAAAUCUUUUUGUUAUGCAAUACUUAUUUGUUAUUAAUGUUUUUGAGAGUUUAACAUACCAUUGUUAUUUAUAGAUUUCCAUGUUUUUGCAUAAUCUGCUGUCAUAAUAAAAUCAAUUUUAAAUGUC
Molecule: messenger RNA, 1350 nt
Organism: Mytilus trossulus (common blue mussel)
Lineage: Eukaryota; Metazoa; Mollusca; Bivalvia; Mytilida; Mytilidae
Exons: 2
Coding region: 90-590 (166 amino acids)
Source: RefSeq, a predicted model, not a curated record